Arabis nemorensis is the source of this 495-nucleotide messenger RNA. Lineage: Eukaryota; Viridiplantae; Streptophyta; Magnoliopsida; Brassicales; Brassicaceae. The record is from the annotation of a GenBank genome assembly.
AUGACUAGUGCUACAAUGGUCCAUGAAGCUCCUAGCCUCCGCCGUGAAUGGAGGAUGAACGGAGGAUAUGACGUUGUGAUGCACAUGAUCAUUAUAAUCCUCAACAUUGCAGCGAUCUUAUAUAUGAGAAAGCACAAGAUUCCCCUAGAUGAUCAGCUUUGGGGGCCUUUGAUUGAUUUCACUGCUUGCUAUUUCGCUGGUUGGCUAAUUAGUUGUGCGUUUUGGUGUACAGCAGCAAUCGAGGAUGUCUCAUUACCUGAAGCAUUAUGUAUAGCUUACAUCAUGGGACGCGUCUGUCACACGUUGGGCUUCUGUAUUUUCCUUGGCCUCCUCUAUUCUAUUUCUCAUCGCUUGCCUCUAUACUUUGGUCUACCUUGUUCGCUAUGGCUUUUACCCGCCAUGAUUGCACCUUGUUGUCCCUGUCUAUGGAGAGGAGAGCAAGCUUGGUGGAAGUUUGUGAAUCAACCACCGGAAUCCGCUGAUACUAUUGUUUAA